This is a messenger RNA of Hemibagrus wyckioides, 880 nucleotides long. RefSeq names its product telomere repeat binding bouquet formation protein 2 (gene terb2). Gene Ontology annotation, cellular component: nuclear inner membrane. Lineage: Eukaryota; Metazoa; Chordata; Actinopteri; Siluriformes; Bagridae. The record is from RefSeq and is a predicted model, not a curated record. The coding region runs from base 1 to 648 and encodes 215 amino acids. Gene Ontology annotation, biological process: meiotic attachment of telomere to nuclear envelope; homologous chromosome pairing at meiosis. The transcript has 7 exons.
AUGUUUAAAAACAAAACAGCUUGGUUUUCAGACAGUGUAAAGACAGACAUUAGCAGGUUUUGGGUUGCCCAAGGCGGCAUUAUCACCGACUGGAAAACAGCUGACUACCUUUUCAGCGAGCAUGCUUCCUGUCCUGACACGAAAAGGAUCCAUGCGAGUGAUGAGUAUGUGAUGGACCGAGCUACGGUAUUCCACAGCGCUUACCUGUCCACCUGUCGGCUGCGGCAGAGCACCAAAUCUGUGCCACUUGGUCAUUAUCUACUGCCUCCUGUUUCUGUACAGAGAGAGGUAAAAGCCAGGAUGGGAAGGUUCAUAUGGGAGCAGGAUGAGAUGCUCGGUGUGACCCAUCAACCGGAUGUCAGAGAAGGAAAAGAAAAGAAAAGACACCUCUACAUACAUGUAUGCCACGUUAAAAUAGAUGGUAAUGUGUCUCUCAGGCAGGAGAACACAUCUCCCUCAAGAGAAGAAUCAGUUUGUUGUGAGACGCAGCUCUAUCCUGUAAACAACAUGCUUUCAGGUUACGUGCAUAUUGACCAGCUAAUGAAGUUCUCAGGAGAGCUGCAUGACUUCCUUCCAUCCCACUCGGGUUAUUCCGUCUCUAGAUCUCACAGCAGGAGACUUCCUUUUCACUUUAAAGAGAGACUCUGACAAGAUAUUCUGACAAAAGACUGACAAAAUAGAAAUUAGAGCUUGUAUAUAUUUUGACAAAAGACUGACAAAAUAGAAAUUAGAGCUUGUAUAUACAAAAAUGGACAAAGAGAGAGUGAAUUUCUAUUCAUCUUGAUUCUAAUAUUAUCUAAUUUACACAAUAUAUGACUGAAUAAAGAAGCAUAAAUGUAAUGAUUGCUAGUGUGGGAAUUUAAUAUAAUGAAAUAUAACC